CCGAAAAUCCAUACAAAGAUAUCGACAUAGAGCUGCUAUUUUCAAUUUAUCAGAUAACUACAGAGGGGAAAAUCCAAGAAAAGGGCGAUUUGCCUUUGAAAUUUUGAAAUCAAUGGUAUUUUCAAGGUACAAUUCAUCUCAUUCCACGGCGCCGUCAGCACCAGAGCUGCCUCCAGAGUCCUACCACCAGCCGCAGCAGCAACAGUACCAGAGCUAUUACGGACAGCCUUCGUCAAUUUACGGGCAGAGCGGUGGGUUUCCAGCGGGAACACAGCCGGAUGUUGUAAGAGCUUUUCAAAUGGUGGAUAGGGAUAGAAGUGGAUUCAUCGAUGAACAUGAGUUGCAGCAGGCACUAUCUUCGGGUUACCAGAGGUUUAAUCUUAGGACUAUAAGGUUGCUCAUGUUCUUGUUCAAGAAUCCUUAUGAUUCCCUCAGAAUUGGGCCUGCGGAGUUUGCUUCACUCUGGAGCUGCCUUGGUCAUUGGCGGGCUAUAUUCGAGAGAUUCGAUAGAGACAGAAGUGGGAAAAUUGAUUCGAUGGAACUAAGGGAUGCUCUAUACAGUCUUGGAUAUGCAGUUCCACCUUCUGUUUUUCAAGUUCUAAUUUCCAAGUACGAUAAUGGAACUGGAAAGGCUGGACUUGAUUUCGACAGUUUUGUCGAAUGUGGGAUGAUUGUUAAGGGAUUGACGGACAAAUUCAAGGAGAAGGAUAAAGAAUAUAGAGGCUCAGCGACGCUCUCAUAUGAUUCAUUCUUGUGCAUGGUCAUUCCGUUUCUUGUUUCAUAUGAUUGAUGACUUUGUAAAUCCAACCCUAUGUUCUUUUCUGAUUGUUGGCCUUAUUCUAAUGUUUUCACUGUGUUAUUUUUGUUUCAUAUAUGUUAGGUUGUAUAAUUUCAAAAUAUAUUAAUGUUAUUUGUAAUGAUGAGUUGAAUAAAAAGAGUUUGAAGAAUUUAUUAA
This is a messenger RNA of Hibiscus syriacus, 955 nucleotides long. RefSeq names its product probable calcium-binding protein CML48. NCBI's taxonomy places the organism in Eukaryota, Viridiplantae, Streptophyta, Magnoliopsida, Malvales, Malvaceae. The transcript has 5 exons. The coding region runs from base 113 to 790 and encodes 225 amino acids. The record is from RefSeq and is a predicted model, not a curated record. Gene Ontology annotation, molecular function: calcium ion binding.